Schistosoma turkestanicum is the source of this 1172-nucleotide messenger RNA. NCBI's taxonomy places the organism in Eukaryota, Metazoa, Platyhelminthes, Trematoda, Strigeidida, Schistosomatidae. The record is from the annotation of a GenBank genome assembly.
GAUAAAGUUGUCUUGGUGAAUUUUUUCAUGCUUGUUGUUCUUACUGUAUGGCAUGCAAUAGCUCGUGCUGUAUCUGCUUCAAAACCAAAAUUUUUAGAAUAUGAACAUUAUGUUAUGUACAGUUUACUCAGUUGUUAUUGUCUUGGUUCUGUGUUAUUUGGGCUAACUGUUUAUUUAGAUGCUGGUUCAAGAAGACGUUUAAUGCAACGUAAAGAUGCUGAAUUCAAUCAAUACAAACAACGAAUUGAAGCGCAAAAACAAAAUCAUUCAAUUUUAUCUGUCUCGCUGGAAGAAUGGUUAAGUUCACCACAUAAUAGUAUUACAGAUAAUUUAUUAGAUAAACAUGAUUCUUAAUUAGACAAACAAAUGAUCAAUAUGGCUGGUUCAAUGCUAAAUUGUGAUACAUUUUAAACAAAUAUAUCUAUAUAAAUAGAUGUGUUCGCGCGAAAAUUUGAAUUCGCGCAUUUUCCAUGUUGUUUACCUUUUUGUUUGUUUUUGUUUGUUCGUUCAAUUGUUCAAUAUGUGCGUAUGUGUAGCUCUCUGUGUGUGUGUGUGCGUGUGUUUGUUUAUCAGUAAUACACAUGAACAUUGAACAGUACACUCUCAUUCUUUUGAAUUCAUAAAAAGUAUACUUGAUAUAUGCAGCAUACAUAUAGCAUACAGUGUGUGCAGUUUAGUCUGUUUGUGAAAUGUGUGAGUGUGCAGUGUGUGCGUGCGUUUUUUUGCCAUUCCGAUCCAGUCUACUCUUACAUGUGAAGUAGUAACAUUGUUUUCGAUUUCCCCUUUUCGUUUCGUCACGAUACUACACCUAAGCAAUACAGGAAAAUAGAUGAUAUUUAUCUAACUAACUAACGAACUAACGAACUGUCAAUAAAAUUUACACCUAUCUAGUGUAUCAUUGUUCUGAUCAUCAGUACUAUUAUUAUUAUUAUGAUUCUUGACAGUGAUUUCAACUUGUUCAUGUUCAUGAAAAUUAACUUUUGUAAAUAAUAUCCAUAUCUACAUAUAUCUACAUAUAUAUAUAUAUAUAUAUAUAUAUACAUUGACAAUGUCAACUUUGAUUCUAAAUUCCAUAUUUUUCUUGUAUGUUGUUAUUGUCAUUGUCGGUGAAAUAUGAUGGUGUUGUUGUUCUGAAUGAAAUACUGAUGAACUUAUAAUAAAUUACGAAAAAA